Molecule: messenger RNA, 1524 nt
Organism: Eucalyptus grandis
Lineage: Eukaryota; Viridiplantae; Streptophyta; Magnoliopsida; Myrtales; Myrtaceae
Exons: 6
Coding region: 398-1015 (205 amino acids)
Biological process (GO): negative regulation of DNA-templated transcription; shoot system development; negative regulation of flower development
Source: RefSeq, a predicted model, not a curated record
AUUAAGAGCUCUCUCUCUCUCUCUCUCUCUUUCUCUCUCUCUCGCUCGCUCACCCUCACCCUCACCCGCACCCUCAAGAAUCGAGAACCUCUCUCGCCUUGCAAGCUAGGGUUUCUCCACCUUGCGCACUCAAAUUCUGCGAUGCCAGCUUCAGAUCUCUCUCGGGAGCUGUCGUUUCCGUCGUCGCCUGCGGGUUCUCUAUCAUUCGAUACCACCUUAUCAAGAAGCCGUGAGGAGUCUGUGUGAACUGGACGCGACAUCCACCGAUUCGGGUAAUGCUGUAACCUAUCUAAAGCUAUUGUUCAAUGGCCAACUAGGGUUUUGAGUUUUGUUAACCUUUGAAGAGCAAUGGGAAGGUUGUGCGAUAUAUAGUCUAAACGGCGCGAAUUUAUUUAAGAUGGAGAAGAGUUUAGAUGCCUCUCAACCGAGGAGAUCAUUUAUCCCAAUUGAGUCUAUAUGUAUAGAUCUUUCCAGUGCCAUCGAUAGAGAUUAUAAUGGAAAGUGCGAGCGCUUCUCUAUACGUGAAUAUGUAUCUGAAAUGAGAAGAAAAGACGAGAAGAUUUGCAGGCCAUUUACAUCAGAUGGUCACAUUAAUGCCAUAAAUGAGCAAGCUUGCAAGCCUCUUCCACAACCUCUUCAAAAUUCUCAAUCGUGGCAGUGUCUGAAUUGUCUCAACACUGAAGCUGGUAGAAAGGAAACUGGCACUGUUGUUAAGUGCUGCAGUAAAAGAUGCCUGUUUGAUGGCCCUUGUUCCCAGAUGUGGAGCACCUCUGAACCAUCAAAUCCUGUAGUGGAUUUUCAGGAGACCUUGAAGCUCGAAGUUACUGAGAAUAGAGAAGCUAUUCCUGAUACUUCUACUUUCCUAACUAAGAGUGACUGUUGUGCUUCAUUGGUUGCUGACAAAAAUGGCCAAACAGAUGACGAAAUUGAUGCUUUCAGAAGAGAAUUUACUGGACCAAGCGCUGCUGCACCAGAAGUUGAUCAAUGUCAGGACCAUGAAAGUGUAAAAAGAUGACCAAGUUUACAACUAUACAGAAUGCAAUGGCUCUCCUGAUUCAUGUCAGCAAGAUGGAAGUCAAGAAGCUCGAAAUAUUUUGGAAAACCUUCAACCGGGAAAACAAGCUUCUGGCGAUGAUCAGGAGGGGAAGGUGACUGAGGACCAUGAAGAGACAUCAAGAACAGUUAGUUGGGAUGAUCAGAUGCCUCAUUAUCUCACAGAUCAUGAAACGGAAAUCCCUCCCUGGGAUUGGAUGAGUGCAACGACUCAUUAUCUGAAAGUGCAGAUAUAGGGCUCAAAGAUUGUUCUCACAAUCAAAAUCGGGAUAAAUGUCAUGGUCUAUUUCGUAGAAGAACCAGAAAGACACGCCUGAUCACCGAAUUACUGAAAGAAAGCAAAAAUUCAACCACUGAUCACAUUGGAACAGAUUAUCCUCCUAGGAAUGCAAUAUCUGAACCUUUGGAUAAGACAAACAGUGUUGUGCAAGGUCAGGCAGUUUUCACAGAACUUGUGAAAAGUAGGUUUCG